AUGCCUACCGGUUCCUGCGGAAACAAGUCUACGAGUUCGCUGGGGAAGCUUUCAGGAGUUUUCCCGGCGUUUUAUCGAAUUGAUUUAUAUUCUCAAGGUCCCACCCGCUUCGCGUUUAACUUUGGGGCUAAUAUGGCUGGUUGGGGAGCUUUUGGAAAACGCACCCUACCUUCUCGAACGCAGGUUCCCUGGUUGGGUAGGCUGAAGGCCAUUUUCAGCUAUGGGCAGGGUUAUGAAUUAAGUUCCCUCUCCACUCACAGUGGGAUAACUAACUCCAAGUACAUCAAACUGGGCCCUCAGAUUUUCUAUAAGACCUCUGAGCCAUUCCUCCCAGCUGCCCAGACUAAAUCAAAGAAAACCUUGGCAAAACCCAAUGUGAGAAAUGUCGUGGUGGUGGAUGAUGUUCGCAUUCCAUUUUUGCUGUCAGGCACUUCAUAUAAAGACCUAAUGCCACAUGAUUUGGCUAGAGCGGCACUUUCAGGUUUAUUGCAUCGGACCAAUGUUCCAAAGGAAGUUGUUGAUUAUAUCAUCUUUGGUACAGUUAUACAGGAAGUGAAAACAAGCAAUGUGGCUAGAGAGGUUGCCCUUGGAGCUGGCUUCUCUGACAAGACUCCUGCUCAUGUCACCAUGGCUUACAUCUCUGCCAAUCAAGCCAUGACCACAGGUUUUGGAUUGAUUGCUUCUGGCCAGCCUGAUGUGUUGAUCAUGGCAGGUGGUGUAGAAUUAAUGUCUGAUGUCCCUAUUUGUCAUUCAAAGAAAAUAAGGAAAAUGAUGCUUGAGCUCAAUAAGGCCAAGACUCUGGGUCAGUGACUAUCUUUAAUCUCUAAAUUCAGAUUGAAUUUCCUAGCACCUGAGUUCCCUGCAAUGGCCAAGUUCUCCACCAGUGAGACCAUGGAGCACUCUGCAGACCGACUGGCUGCUGCCUUUGCAGUUUCUUGGCUGGAACAGGAUGAGUAUGCACUGCGUUCGCAUAGCCUGGCCAAGAAGGCACAGGAUGAAGGUCUGCUUUCUGAUGUUGUACCCUUCAAAGUACCAGGAAAAGAUACAGUUACCAAAGAUAAUGGCAUUCGUCCUUCCUCCCUGGAGCAGAGAGCCAAACUAAAACCUGCAUUCAUCAAGCCCUAUGGCACAGUGACAGCCGCAAAUUCUUCUUUCCUGACUGAUGGUGCAUCUGCAAUGCUGAUUAUGGCAGAGGAAAAGGCUCUGGCCAUGGGUUAUAAGCUGAAGGCAUAUUUGAGGGAGUUUGUGUAUGUGUCUCAAGAUCCAAAAGAUCAACUUUUGCUCGGACCAACAUAUGCUAUUUUAAAAGUUCUAGAAAAGGCAGGAUUAACAAUGAAUGAUAUUGAUGCUUUUGAAUUUCAUGAAGUGUUCUCCGGUCAGAUUUUGGCUAAUUUUAAAGCCAUGGAUUCUGAUUGGUUUGCACAAAACUACAUGGGUAGAAAAACUAAGGUUGGAGCGCCUCCUUUAGAGAAGUUUAACAACCGGGGUGGAUCGCUGUUCCUGGGACACCCAUUUGGAGCCGCUGGCUGUCGGUUGGUCAUGGCAGCUGACAACAGAUUACGAAAAGAAGGAGGCCAGUUUGGUUUAGUGGCUGUGUGUGCAACUGGAGGGCAGGGCCAUGCUAUGAUAGUGGAAACUUAUCCGAAGUAGAUCAAGAAACGGUGACCUGGAGUUUCUGUGCAACACUCACACAAGGCAAUGCCAUUUCAGCGCAUUACUAAAUGACACUUAUAGUUCCUAGUUCCUCUUAGGAAAAUAAAAUUUGUGGCCUUCUGUUAAAUACUUUGCAAUUAAGCCUUGCCAGUGUCUUGAGCUUUUCAAUAAUCACAGUUUAAUGCUUUUUCAAGGAUUUCUUAG
This is a messenger RNA of Molossus molossus (Pallas's mastiff bat), 1857 nucleotides long. RefSeq names its product trifunctional enzyme subunit beta, mitochondrial-like. The record is from RefSeq and is a predicted model, not a curated record. Gene Ontology annotation, biological process: fatty acid beta-oxidation. Gene Ontology annotation, molecular function: acyltransferase activity, transferring groups other than amino-acyl groups. NCBI's taxonomy places the organism in Eukaryota, Metazoa, Chordata, Mammalia, Chiroptera, Molossidae.